This is a messenger RNA of Trichomycterus rosablanca, 784 nucleotides long. RefSeq names its product ATP synthase subunit C lysine N-methyltransferase-like. The record is from RefSeq and is a predicted model, not a curated record. Gene Ontology annotation, cellular component: mitochondrion. The transcript is spliced from 6 exons. Gene Ontology annotation, molecular function: protein-lysine N-methyltransferase activity. NCBI's taxonomy places the organism in Eukaryota, Metazoa, Chordata, Actinopteri, Siluriformes, Trichomycteridae. Bases 23 to 655 code for a protein of 210 amino acids. Gene Ontology annotation, biological process: peptidyl-lysine trimethylation; regulation of mitochondrial ATP synthesis coupled proton transport; positive regulation of proton-transporting ATP synthase activity, rotational mechanism.
AACCUUGUUUUCAGGGAACAUCAUGGAGGACUCCAUUGAAAUAAUCCUUCAAGACAGAAGUUUCAAAUCCUCUUAUCAAACCCAGAACAAUCCAGCAGUCACGGCUGCUUCAGGAACUUUAUUAAUGACUUUUUAUGGGCUUCGGAGAGUUUUUGCUCUCCCUGGCUUUCGAAAAGUGCCAAUAAACCUGAAGGUGCCAUACUUGCCCUCGAGUGGAGUACAGACACAGAAUGUCGUGAGGCUCUUGCAGGGCAGAACAGGUUCUUUAGCAGAUCUGGGCUCUGGAGAUGGAAGACUGGUAUUGGCUGCCUCCUCAGUGGGUUUCCAGUGUACUGGGUUUGAAAUAAACUCCAUCCUGUUAGGCUAUGCCAGAGUCAAAGCAAGGUGGAUGGGAAUUCCUACCACUGCAGCAAAAUUUGUAAAUGAGGACUUUUGGAAGACCAAUUUGUCCCAAUACAAGAAUGUGACAGUUUUUCUGGCACCCGGAGUGAUGGAAGUACUUGGCAGAAAGCUGGAGAAGGAUUUAGCACAUGAUGCCAUGGUAGUUGCCUGUUGUUUCCCAUUUCCCAAGUGGCAUGCUGCUGCUUCAGAAGGGCUAGGACUGGACCAGGUCUGGGCCUAUGACAUGGCUGCAGUGCGCAAGCUUUUAAAAUGAGCACCAACACCACCUUGAGUGUUUUUAUGUCUCUAUUAUCAUGCAGGGUGCAAGUGUAAUUCAUCAGUGUGAUGCUACUGUUGAGGUUUAUUUUUAAAUAAAUAGUUACAAUGAAAUUAUUAAUCACAA